UUCCCCUGCAGACAGCUGAACCAGCCGUCGUUCGUAAUAGAACGCUGAUAUAGGUCUGAAGUAUGUCGAAGGCACGGAAGUUCGUCAUCACGAGACUCUUCAAAGGAGAGCCGAAAGUCAGCGACUUCAAGCUCGACAGCGAAGACAUCCCGGUCCUGCAGGAUGGCCAGAUACUGUGCGAAGCGGAAUUCAUCAGCGUCGACCCCUACCAGAGGGCUUACACCGAGGGCCACGGAGUUGGACGCACCAUGAUUGGAUCACAGGUGGCACGCAUCGUGGAAAGCCGAGCUGACGGCUACCCGGCGGGUCGCUAUGUAGUGGGUGCUUGGGGCUGGCGCGACCGCACCGUGGUCGACGUGGCGAACGCAGACAAAGACUUCCUGCUGCCGAUCCUGGUGCCGGACCUCGGCGGUCUGCCGCUGUCGCUGUCGCUGGGGGUGCUGGGCAUGCCGGGAGCCACCGCCUACUUCGGACUGCUCGACAUCUGCGACCCCAAACCGGGGGAGGUGGUGGUCGUCAGCGGCGCGGCGGGUGCCGUUGGCUCCAUAGCGGGACAGAUAGCACGCAUCAAGGGCUGCAGGGUCAUCGGCAUAGCAGGGUCUGACGUUAAGGUUAAGUGGGUGAAGGAGGACCUAGGGUUCGACCAAGCCUUCAACUACAAGACUGUGAACUUGGACAAGGCGCUGAAGGAGGUUGCCCCAGAUGGCGUCGACGUCUACUUCGACAACGUGGGAGGGGAGCAGAGCAGUGCGGUGAUCGCCAACAUGAGGCACCGCGGCCGCAUUGCUGUCUGCGGCUGCAUCUCCGUCUACAAUGAGAGCCAGGUAGCCGUGGCACCUGUCAUACAGAUGCACGUCGUGUCCAGGGAGCUCAGGAUGGAGGGCUUCGUGGUGGCCCGCUGGUCCGGCCGCUGGGACGAGGCGUUCAGAGAGCUGGGCCCGUGGAUCAGGGAGGGCAGGCUCAAGUACAGGGAGACCGUCACCGAUGGCUUCGUCAACACGCCGCAGGCCUUCAUCGGCAUGCUCAGGGGAGAGAACCUGGGCAAAGCCGUCGUCAAAGUUUGAUAAUUUGAAACCCACUUCUGGACUGAGAGAAACAGCGCGAAGGCUAUCAAAAAUUAACUACACUUUCCAUUCUCUAAUGUAUAAUGGAGAUCUAAAAGGUUCUGUUUGAACGCCCUACAGUCCACAGUCAAUAUGCCAAUAAGGAAAAUCGCCUUGAGCAUUGAGGCAAUACAUCUCACUGACGUACCAGGUUGAAGAUAUCAGCAUGGUGAAACACUGUGUGUGCGUGUGAAGAAGUCCGUAACAGCUGCACAUCAUCGUUCGACAUUUAUUGUCGAUCCUUCAACGCCAUGUUUAAGGGCAGGUGCUCGAGUAUCACCCAUGUGAGUUGGCAACCUCGACCAGCACAGAGCUUGGUGCACCAUUCCACAAAGGUGGUUUUCCUCCCCUACACACAUUCUUCGUUCUCCGAUGAAUGGCUACAGAUGUUUUCACUUUCGGUAGUCAAGAAAAAAUUAACAGCACAUUCAUUGUAUUUGGACGCAUUUUGUAAUAAAGUUAUG
Messenger RNA from Schistocerca nitens (vagrant locust), 1567 nucleotides. RefSeq names its product prostaglandin reductase 1-like. Gene Ontology annotation, biological process: prostaglandin metabolic process. Gene Ontology annotation, molecular function: 15-oxoprostaglandin 13-reductase [NAD(P)+] activity; 2-alkenal reductase [NAD(P)H] activity. Bases 63 to 1064 code for a protein of 333 amino acids. Gene Ontology annotation, cellular component: cytoplasm. The record is from RefSeq and is a predicted model, not a curated record. The transcript is spliced from 3 exons. NCBI's taxonomy places the organism in Eukaryota, Metazoa, Arthropoda, Insecta, Orthoptera, Acrididae.